Messenger RNA from Bipolaris zeicola 26-R-13, 690 nucleotides. RefSeq lists its product as uncharacterized. The transcript has 4 exons. Gene Ontology annotation, biological process: proteasome regulatory particle assembly. The record is from RefSeq and is a predicted model, not a curated record. Gene Ontology annotation, cellular component: nucleus; cytoplasm. Lineage: Eukaryota; Fungi; Ascomycota; Dothideomycetes; Pleosporales; Pleosporaceae. Gene Ontology annotation, molecular function: protein binding. Bases 1 to 690 code for a protein of 229 amino acids.
AUGGACGACAUUCAUGCGCCCACGGUGUCGUCGGGUCCAACGUCGUCGGGCCAUUCUAACGGAAUACCCAAGGAGCAGUUGUCGCUGCAAGAGCUCAUUGCAGAAAAAGAUCGCGUCGAAGCAGAACUCAAGGCUCUAGGGCAGGUGCUGGAUUCGCAUGGCGUUCGCAUGAGUACCGGUCUAACGACACUCGAUGGCUUCCCGCGCAGUGACAUUGACGUCGCUCAGAUACGGACGACGCGGGCGCGCAUCAUAUGGCUGAAGAACGACUACAAGGACCUCAUGUCGCGCAUCGAAAAGGGCCUCCACGAACACCACGCGCGCCUGGCAGAGCAGGCAAACAACCCGGCAGCGGCGAGCCAAACGCAGCCAGAAGUCAACGUACCGCCUGCGGCUCUCGAAGCACCCUUCGCAAAGGUCAAUAGCGUGGUGGCGGGCAGUCCGGCCGAGACAGCAGGGCUACGGGUGGGCGACACCAUAACCAAGUUUGGCUGGAUCGACUGGACAAACCACGAGAGACUAUCGCGGGUGGCAGAGGUGGUUUCGCAGAACGAAGGGGUGCCCAUUACCGUGAAGGCGUUGCGACCAAAUGUCUCGGGCGGCCCCGCAGAGAGUGUGCAAAUGCAACUCACCCCGCGAAGGAAUUGGGGCGGGCGAGGGCUACUGGGCUGCCACUUGUUGCCCAUGUAA